Penaeus indicus is the source of this 1951-nucleotide messenger RNA. RefSeq lists its product as uncharacterized. NCBI's taxonomy places the organism in Eukaryota, Metazoa, Arthropoda, Malacostraca, Decapoda, Penaeidae. The coding region runs from base 297 to 1769 and encodes 490 amino acids. The record is from RefSeq and is a predicted model, not a curated record. The transcript has 5 exons.
ACGGCACGUUUCAUUAGUGCCACUUACGUCCUGAGGCGGGUGGCACGGGUGGCACGGGUGAAAACAGUGGCUGGCAGCGACAUAUUACAAGCUGAAGGAUAAGUGGCAGAGAAAGAGAGAGAAAGUGAAAGAAAAGAAAAGAUAUAGAAGACAAAAAAGGGGAAAGAGGUUUAGAAAAUGUUAUAACGUGACAAAAAAGGAAAGGGAAAACAUAGACACACACACAUAUGAACGAAAAUACAAGACAGCAUUGAUUUAUAUAAAACUGCAGUUGAACAAAUAACAAACAAACGGCCAUGGGAGUUCUUAACUUUAAAGACACUGCAUUGGUAAUGGUACUGAUACAUGGUACCAUUCACUGUGUUUAUGGAAUUUCACCUCAAGACUGCCUUGUCUAUGACUCCGUGAGCGACGCCCCCGGGCCGAAGAUCCUGCACAGGCAGAUCACCAUGGGCGUGAGUGGCACAGGGAGUCUCUGGAAUGCCAAGCUUUCGCUGACGUCACUGCUGACAGAGGGCAGCUGCGACCUCCUCUUCGUGGCUAACACUGUGGCGGCGUCAUGCACUGAAGGGAACGGAACCAGCACGUCAUCGACCGUGGCCAAGUGGCCCCCUGGUCUCUUCGUGCCCGGGAGCUUUACCGAGCUGUGGUUGCGCCUGGGAGAUCCCUUGUCGUCGCCGUCAUCUUCUUCUUCUUCGACUUCAUCUUCCUCCUCUCUCUCGCCUUCGUUAUCGCCUUCCGUCUCUCCCGAAGGAAGCCACAGCGAAGAACUCUACCUUCUAGGCAGACGAGGGAAUGACAGAGGCUUCCUGUUAGUGCCUUUCACUAGACUGACGCCUCCCCUGAGCCUUAAGUGGGGGAGCCAGCCCAUUAAGUACUAUUACAACUGUGUUACGGGAUGCCUGAAGGAAACCCAAGUGACCACGCCCCAGGGACACCACACCGUGUUUCUCCUGAAGGACCAGAACUUCCAGAACCUUUCCUUCUCCUACUUACCCAAGACGCUCAAGCCUCAGCUCUCCUCCCUCUCAAUAACCCCGCAGGACCUGAAGGGAGUGCCUGAGGGAUCCUGGGGGAACAUCACGGUCGUUUGGAAUACUCAGGAGGACACGAUAGGGGCCCUCGUGAACGGCAAGCCAGUAGGUUCUCUCGAGUCCUACAACACGCUGAGCAAAAUGGGCGUCAUCGAAGGGGAGGUCGAGGGCGGAGGGUACUUGACCUUGUGUGAUCCUCGAUUUCAGCUGCUUCAGGAUGCCUUGGCGAGUGAGGGGGGCGUGGUCGAGGUUCCGGAUGAUGUGACCAGUGACGUCAGUCCUUCUACCGCCUCCUCUCUGACGUCUGACUCCGACUCCUUCGGCGUCUCCUCCGUCGCUCAGACCAACCAAGCCCUCAUGGUCGUGUGCAUCCUCCUCUCGGUCGUCCUUCUGAUCCUCAUCGCCGUCUCCUACUCCCGCACCUCCGCCAAGCUCCGCAAGCUGGGGGUCAACUCCAACGGCGAGGUCAAGGGUCCCAGCAUGGUCAGGAGGUCCUCCUCGACCUACUCGAAGGUCAGGUGCAGCGUCAAGUCCCUGAAGAAGGCCAGCGACGACGCGAAGGACAGCAGCGUCGACCAGGACGAGUGCAGGAGCCUCUCGGACGCGACCGUGGCGAUGUCUGACGUCACGAGCACGCCCCUGGCCACGCCCAACGCCUCGUCCUCCUUCGCGGCGCCCCCGGGGAGCAAGGUGGUGUCGACCAGCGAGUUCAUCGACAUAGACAUCGGGACGUGACGGAGAGGCUGCGGAAGAAACGACGGCGGGAUGUCCACUGCCGGAUGGUAAACGCAAAGCCAGGUCAAGGAAAGAUACUUUAGAAAUGUAUUUGUCUGUAAAGCCACCAGCUAGAACGGCGUCGCCUCGCUAGACCGAGAAUACAAGCCCUUCUUACCCUGGGGAUUGGCCUCCUGAAACAA